AUGGACAAGUUAGAGGCCCCAUGGGAGGACGUAGCCAAGCGCUUCCAAGAUCGUCGUGCCGCGUCCUUCCCGGUCAGAUGGCUUGUCCCUCAAGACGAGCUAAAUCAAGCUUCACACGCGAUCACUCGUGUCGCCGACUUGUUGCCAAAAUGGCUUUCAGAUGAGGAGAUCCGCAUCACCGAGCUGGGUGCAUCUGCACUGGCAGCCAAGAUCCGGGAUGGCGAAUGGACGUCGCUACAGAUCACUGAGGCGUUCUGCCACCGCGCAACCAUCGCCCACCAGUUGACCAACUGUCUGACUGAGGUCUUCUUUGACGAGGCUCUGGAGAGCGCGCGACGGUUGGACGAGCACCUGAAGUCUACAGGAAAGCCUCUAGGACCGCUGCACGGCGUGCCAAUCUCUGUCAAGGACCAUUACAAUGUCAAGGGCCAAUACACAACUGCCGGCUACAUCUCGUACAGCCGCUUUCCCGUCAGAGAAAAGGAUGCUCAUAUUGUCGAGAUCAUCCGGAAUGCCGGAGCCGUUCUCUACGCAAAGACCAACAACCCUCAGUGCAUGAUGGUCCUAGAGACAGUCAGCAACAUUUACGGCCGGACCCUCAAUCCAUUGAACACUCGAGUCGGUGCCGGAGGAUCCAGCGGUGGUGAAGGUGCGUUGCUCGCCAGUCACGCCUCUCCACUUGGCGUGGGCUCGGAUGUCGGAGGUUCCAUUAGGAUUCCAGCCGCAUUCAAUGGACUGUAUGGGUUCAAGCCUUCUGGGAAACGCGUGCCAACCGCAGGCUGGGAGUGCACCAUGACCGGUUCCGAGUCGAUUAUCGCCGUGGCGGGGCCUCUCGGCCAUUGUGUGGAAGAUUUGGAACUCUUCUUCCAGGUUGUCUCGAACGCCAAACCUUGGCUGAAGGAGCCUCUUCUGGGCUUCCCAUGGCUGUCUCAGCCAGAGCCAGAACCGUCAAAGCUGACCGUGGUGGUUGAUUUCAAGCCAUUUGAACAUAAGCGAGCAUGGGACGAAAUUCUCUUGCCGCUCUACUUCACAGACGGCGGCCUAGAUAUCAAGCAAACUCUGGAUGCUGGAAAUGAGCCAAUGUUUCCUUCAGCAAAGCGCCUGAUCAGUGAUCCUAUUGUGAAGGAGAGAUCCAUUCACGAGAUUUGGAAGCUAAAUAUCGACCGGGACAUCUACAAAAUGGACUAUCUACAGAAGUGGAAUGCUACAUCGCAGGCAACGCGUUCAGGCAAGCCUAUCGAAGUGCUCAUCUGCCCGGUUGCCUCAGUACAGGGCACUCCUCACGAUGUCAAGCCAUGGUGGGGAUAUUGCUCUCAGUGGAACCUCCUUGACUAUCCCAGCGGCGUGAUUCCCGUGGGUAGAGUGCUCGAUAGCGAUGCGUAUCCUCAAAAUUACCAGCCUGUCAACGAAUUAGACAGAGAGAACAUGGAACUUUAUGAUAUCAACCUCUACCGAGAUAUGUCGGUAGCUCUACAGGUAGUUGGGCUUACCCACGAGGAUGAGAAGGUGAUGGCCGCCAUGAAGACCAUAGACAGGAUAGUGAAUCAGGAGAAAUAA
This is a messenger RNA of Thyridium curvatum, 1557 nucleotides long. RefSeq lists its product as uncharacterized. Lineage: Eukaryota; Fungi; Ascomycota; Sordariomycetes; Thyridiales; Thyridiaceae. The transcript has 5 exons. The record is from RefSeq and is a predicted model, not a curated record. Bases 1 to 1557 code for a protein of 518 amino acids.